This is a messenger RNA of Drepanopeziza brunnea f. sp. 'multigermtubi' MB_m1, 2070 nucleotides long. RefSeq lists its product as uncharacterized. The record is from RefSeq and is a predicted model, not a curated record. NCBI's taxonomy places the organism in Eukaryota, Fungi, Ascomycota, Leotiomycetes, Helotiales, Drepanopezizaceae.
AUGUCACUGCGCAUAGCAGGACUAUGUCUGCGUAUCACCAGCAGUGCAUGUCGCUAUCCCACUACAGCUUUGCGCCACCCUUCCCCUACGACAUUCCAAACAUUCCACCGAGUCUCGAGUCGCAACUUCCACCGUCAUCAUGGUCAACGCCCCUCAAUAGCACUUGCUCGCAGGGCAAUCCCCAAAUCCUCCAUCCGAUCCAUACAGAACCAACGAUUCCAGUCCUUCACUCCGCCCUCUCCUGAAUCCCUAGGCAAAGCUGUGCCUGCAAAACAGUUCCCUCGUUCUCUAAAAUGGGGUCGUAGACUCUUCUACGUCACCGCUGUGACAGGCACCCUCUACCUUCUUGAUACCCAGCUCUACGCCUCCUCUAUAACGCGAUCCCUUCGAACUUUUGGUCUGGGAAUAGCAGUGGCGCUGGACUACAAGCUCAACUUCCGCCCCGAACCCUUUUUCGGUGGAGAUAUACCUAGCUUGCAUAGACGCAAUGCGGAGAAGCUGUUUGAGCUGCUGCACCAUAAUGGUGGGCUAUAUCUGAAGAUUGGGCAGGCGAUCGCCAUGCAGAGUGCGGUUCUGCCGCCGGAAUUCCAAAAGAUGUUUGCGCGCAUGUUCGACGAUGCGCCGCAGAACACGUGGGCAGAUGUCGAGAAAGUCAUAAGGGAGGAGUUUGGUGGCAGAAGUCCCGAAGAGGUGUUUGGAGUUAGCUUCAGCAAUGAGUCUGGAAGGGGGCUUAUGGAGAAGAAAGCCAGGGCAUCGGCGUCGGUGGCCCAGGUUCAUUGGGCGAGAUUGGCGGACGGGAGGGAGGUUGCUAUCAAAGUGCAGAAGAGGGAGAUAGCGCAACAAGUUGACUGGGAUUUAUGGGCUUUCAAGGUUGUGAUGAGGGUCUAUACUUGGUAUUUUGACCUCCCAUUCUACAACAUGGUUCCCUACAUCACCGAAAGGCUCCAGCUUGAGACAGAUUUUGAGAAUGAAGCCAAAAAUUCAGAGGAGAUGGCUAGAUUAAUCGCUGGCGAGCCCCGUCUUCGUGGCAGAGUCUACAUUCCUGAAGUAUACCGAGAUCUUUCUUCCAAGCGGAUCAUGACUACCGAAUGGAUAGAGGGAGUCCGACUCUGGGACAAAGAGACUCUGACUGGGACCUGGCUCGGUGGUACUGGUCGCGGUUCUCCAGGAGUGAAAGGUACACCUCUCUUGCCCCCCAAGUCUACACGCCAAAACGACGGUACGGGGCUACUCAAACCCGAGCGUGAUGAAUGGAGAGGUCGCUCCGGUAAAGGUGGUCUAGGACUAUCUCUGAAGCAAGUAAUGACCACAAUGAUCGAUCUCUUCUCCGCCCAGAUGUUCCUCUUCGGACUGGUCCAUUGCGAUCCUCAUCCCGGAAACAUAUUCAUCCGCCGGCAACCCAACGGCUCCCCAGAACUCGUCCUGAUCGAUCAUGGCCUGUACGUCUCCAUGAGCCCCAAACUCCGCAGACAGUACUGCCAGUUCUGGAAAGCAAUCAUGACCUUUGACAACGACACCAUCAGCGAGAUUACCAGCGCAUGGGGUGUCAAAGCCCCUGAUCUCUUCGCGUCCGCUACGCUGAUGCGUCCGUACACUGGCGGCGACGGUUCAACUAGAGGCCGCGUUACCGGUGAACUCAAAGGCAAGACGGCUUCCGAGCGGCAUUUUGAGGUGCAAGAGCGCAUGCGCCAAGGUAUGCGCGAGCUCCUCGACGACGAAGAAAACUUCCCGCGCGAGCUCCUCUUCAUCGGCCGCAACAUGCGCAUCGUGCAAGGCAAUAACCAGUUUCUCGGGUCGCCCGUCAACCGGAUCAAGAUGACCGGCUGGUGGGCGAGCCGGAGUCUCGUGGACGAUACUGGGCUUGGGUGGAGAGAGCGAUGGGCAAACGCUUGGCGGCACCUGCUGUUCCGGUUCGUGCUGCUGGGGAGUGACUUUGUGUUCUUGGGGAGUAAGGUAAGGCAAAUGCUGGGGUGGGGAGGGGGCAUGGAGGAUGAGCUGGAGAAGCAGAUGCGGUAUAUUGCGAAGGAUCAGUUUGGGGUUGAGCUGCAGCAUGCCAUUUUCGAGGGUUGA